This is a messenger RNA of Colius striatus (speckled mousebird), 2256 nucleotides long. It is a transcript of the gene KLHDC7A, whose product is annotated as kelch domain containing 7A. The transcript has 2 exons. NCBI's taxonomy places the organism in Eukaryota, Metazoa, Chordata, Aves, Coliiformes, Coliidae. The record is from RefSeq and is a predicted model, not a curated record. Gene Ontology annotation, molecular function: protein binding. Bases 1 to 2256 code for a protein of 751 amino acids.
AUGCCCCAGUGGGUAACCCUGCCCUGGCAGUCCGACAUGCAGCUGACGGGCAAGCUGGUCCUCUCCGCCGCCGCUCUGCUCCUCCUCACUCUGGCAUUCAGGUUUUAUAAGUCCCGUUCGCUUGCUGGGGCCAAAACCCCGCCGGUCGAGUCGCGAGGAGAGCAGAGGGGAGAUGCUGCUGGGGCUGGGGAUGAAAGCAAGUUGGGAAGCAAGCCAGGAAUCAAGCAGGAAAGGGAUCCAGGAAGUGAGUUGGGAAAUGAGCCAGGAAGCAAGUUGGGAAGUGAGCCAGGAAUCGAGCUUGGAAGUGAGCUGGGAAAUGAGCUGGGAAGUGAGCUUGGAAGCAAGCUCAGAAGUGAGCUGGAAUGUGAGCUUGGAAGUGAGCUAGGAAGUAAGCUGGUAAACAAGUCAGGGAGUAAGCUGGUAAAGAAGUCAGGAAGUAAGCUGAACACUUAUGACCCUGGGAAGGCAGCUGAAACCCUGAGCAGCCUGAGGGAGGAGGACACGUUUGCCCCAACCCCUGGGGUUGCUAAUGCCCAGGUAGCAGGUGAUGGAUGUGCCCAAAGCACAGAGCAGGAUUUGGCUGUUGGAGGCAUGAGCCAGCAGGCUGAGGGGCGUAGGGAAGUGCUUCAGACCCUCAGUGUCACCUCAGACCUGGGUCUAACGAUGACAGAGAGCAAUGUGGGGUCGUAUGCCUCCUACUCUUUCUCCUCGGUGGCAAAGAUCCAGGUGGAGGAGAACUACAUCACCAAGAAACAGAUGAAGGAUGGGGCUGCACAGACAGCCCCUGGCCUCAAAGGCAAGGUCUACGACUACUAUGUCCAGUCCAUCUCCCAGUCAGUGUUGGAGAAGAGGUCUCUCCCCUACACCCUUCUGGGAACAUCAUGGCAUCACAGCUCAGAGCAGCUCCGUGGAGACCUGCAGAGCUUUGCAACCGAGCAGCCAGACCCAGCUUUGGCAAUGCAGGAUCCCAUCACCUCUUCCAUCGUUUCACCACCUAAAGGGAGCUUGGAGAUCUCCCCUGAGCCACCGUCUCCUGGCCGUAAGGACAGUAUCCUCCAAAUUGCUGAUACCCCCCACCUCCAGCUGCCCAUAGAUGGUUUUGGGGUCACAGCACCAGCUUGCACACCACCUACAAGCCCUCAGCCAGGGCUGAUGGCUACUACUGACCUCUUCCAAAUACCACCACCCAUCCACCUGGACCUGGGGAACUGCUAUGAAGUCCUCUGCACAGCCAAGGUGCAGAAGGUCACCCACCUUCAGGAGGCUGCCUACAAGGUGAUGAGUGACAACUACCUGCAGGUGCUGAGGACACCCUCCAUCUACAACCGCCUCAACGCCGCUGAGAGGGAGCUCAUCCUGCAGGGGAGGAUGAAGGGGAAGAUGUACGUGGCCGUGGCAGACAUCAACGUGCAGGAGCCUGGCCUGCACAGCAGCCGCCUCUGCUACUACGACACAGGAGGGGACAGCUGGCAUCAACUCUGCCACGUGCCACCAGAGGUGGUCUCCCAGGGCUGUGCCAUGUGCAGCAUGUUCAACUACCUCUUUGUGGUGGCCGGUUGCGAGGGCACGGGCAGGACUCAGAGACCUUCCAACCGUGUCUUCUGCUAUGACCCUCUGACCAACAUCUGGAGGGAGAUCUGCCCCCUGAACCAAGCACGGCCUCACUGCAAGCUCGUGGCUCUGGAUGGCCACCUCUAUGCCAUUGGUGGCGAGUGCCUCUACACAGUGGAACGUUACGACCCCCGGCAGGACCGUUGGACUUUCACCUCACCCCUACCCCACAACACCUUCGCUGUGGCUCACACGGCCACCGUGUGUGAUGGGGAGAUCUACGUGACAGGGGGCACCUUGCACUACGUGCUGCUGCGUUACGCUGCCAGCUCAGACAGCUGGAGGGUCAGCCCUGCCAGCGGUGCCAAGGACAGGACGGUUGAGAUGGUGAGUGCCAACGGCUUCAUCUACCGCUUCGACCUGCACCGUGCCGUGGGCGUCAGCGUCUACCGCUGCGGUGCCAAGGCCAAGCUGUGGUAUGAGUGUGCUGCCUAUGCCAUGCCCAAACCAUCUGGUUUCCAGUGUGCCGUGGUGGGCAACUUGGUCCACUGCAUCAGCCGGCACUUCCACGUCCGCUUCUUGGCUGAUCAUAUCUCACCACGCUUCGGGACCAAGGAGCUGCAGCCUUUCCCAUCGCCUCGGGGCAGCCUCCUGCCGACUGUCCUGGUGCUGCCAGGGGGAGGGACAUCACAAACUCAGGUCUGA